CCUACACUCAGUCAGUUAAAAGACAAGUUGGAACCAUAAUUAAGCUCCACGAAGGCACAGCGUUCAACAAUCACUGGACUGAUGCAGAUCGUAGCAGCUGCAGGGAUGAAGCGCUGGAGCCUGGGAAACGCUGGGAAUGCCACUAAAUGGGACAGAAGUUGGCCGCGCAGGGGGAGGCUGAUGAUGCUGAUGUGGAUUAUCCUUUUCAGCUCGCUGUGCCCGAUGGUCGACGGCCAGAUGAAGAUCUCACCAGAAACGGUGCAGCAGUGGGCCGUGUCCUUUGGCAAAGAGAUAGCUUCCCUGUCCGCCAGAUACUCUGGAGCUAAACUGCUACAGAAGAAAUACAAGGAUAUUGAGGGUGUGGUGAAGAUAGAGGAGGUGGACGGAGAGGAGCUGGUGAAAAAGUUUGCAGAGGAGAUGGAGGAGAUGCUUGGGAGGAAGAUGAAGUCUGUGAAGAGGUUGGCAGAAGCAGCCGAGGACGCUGAUUUUUACCACGAGUACAAUGAAACACUGGAGUUUGACUAUUAUAACUCCAUGCUGAUCAACAUGGUGGAUGAGGAUGGCAACUCGGUGCCGCUGGGAGGAGAAUUCCCUCUGGAGGAAAAUGAACACUUCAAUAAAUUGCCAGUCAACACGCAACAGAGUAACAUACAGGUCCCCACUAAUGUCUACAACAGAGAUCCAGACAUUCUUAAUGGAGUCUACAUGUCUGAGGCUCUGAAUGACGUGUUCAUCGACAACUUCCAGAAAGAUCCAACUCUCACGUGGCAGUACUUUGGCAGCUCUACAGGCUUCUUCAGGCUCUACCCGGGGAUCCAGUGGAUUCCAGAUGAAAAUGGAGUGGUCACCUUUGACUGCAGAAACAGGAAUUGGUAUAUCCAAGCAGCCACAUCUCCUAAAGACGUGGUAAUCGUGGUGGAUGUCAGUGGCAGUAUGAAGGGACUCAGACUGACCAUAGCCAAACACACCAUCAAUACAAUCCUGGACACACUUGGAGAAAAUGACUUUGUUAACAUCAUUGCUUACAGUGACUACGUUCGCUAUGUGGAGCCUUGCUUCAAGGGCACACUGGUACAAGCUGAUCUGGAUAACAGAGAGCAUUUCAAGCUUUUAGUUGAAGAGCUUCAUGUCAAAGGGGAGGGCAAAGUGAAAAAUGCAAUGAAGGAAUCUUUCAAGAUCCUCAACGAGGCUGCAGCACUGGGCCAGGGCAGUCUGUGUAACCAGGCCAUCAUGCUGAUAACAGACGGAGCCAUGGAGGACUUUCAGGAUGUUUUUGAAGAGUUCAAUUGGCCAGAGCGACGGGUUCGAGUGUUCACCUAUCUAAUUGGACGAGAGAUGACAUUUGCUGACAACGUCAAAUGGAUUGCCUGCAACAACAAGGGUUACUACACACACAUCUCCACGCUGGCUGACGUCCAGGAAAACGUUAUGGAGUACCUCCAUGUGCUCAGCCGGCCUAUGGUCAUCAACCAUGAUCACGACAUCAUAUGGACUGAGGCCUAUAUGGACAGUGUGCUGUUCAACACUCAGGCCCAAAGCCUGCUUCUGAUGACCUCAGUAGCCAUGCCUGUGUUCAGCAAGAAGACAGAGACUUUGUCUCAUGGGAUUCUGCUGGGAGUGGUGGGAACUGACGUGGCCCUAAGAGAACUGAUGAGACUAGCUCCAAGAUACAAGUUGGGUGUCCAUGGAUACGCCUACCUCAUCACUAACAAUGGCUACAUCCUGUCUCAUCCUGAACUACGACCUCUGUAUAAGGAGGGGAAGAAGCUAAAGCCAAAACCCAACUAUAACAGUGUUGAUCUGUCAGAGGUGGAAUGGGAAGAUGCUGAGGAGAAACUGAGGACAGCCAUGGUUAAAGGAGAAACUGGAACGUUAUCUCUAGACGUGAGAACUUCGGUGGAUAAAGGAAGGAGAGUGAUGUUUCUGAAGAAUGAUUACUUCUACACCAUCAUCAAUGAGACACCAUUUAGUCUGGGUAUAGUGUUAACUAGGGGAUAUGGACAGUAUAUCUUCAUAGGAAACGUCUCUGUUGAGGAAGGUCUUCACGAUUUACUGGCUCCGGAUCUGACCAUAGCGAACGAGUGGACAUACUGUGAGACAGACAUUGACCCAGCCCAUCGCAAGCUGAGCCAGCUGCAAGCAGUGGUACGGUACCUCACCGGCAUAGAACCAGAUCUGGAGUGUGAUGUGCAGUUGUUGCAACAAACUCUGUUUGACGCCGUGGUCACAGCUCCUCUGGAAGCUUACUGGACUGCCCUUAUGCUCAACACAUCUGGUAUGGACGAGGGGGUAGAAACAGCCUUCUUGGGGACCCGUUCAGGCCUGAUGAGAUUCCAGCGGUACACUGGCAUUGAGAAAAGAAUUGGCAAGUCUUUCCUGACCUCCACAGACAAGGAGAAUAUGUUCACAUUGGACCAUUUCCCAGUGUGGUACCGCAGAGCAGCCGAGUACCCAGCUGGACAGUUUCUAUACUACAUGCCGAGACAGGACACUAGAGAUGUGUUCAGGGACUAUGAGGCUGACUAUAGCACCGUCUUGAGUGCAGAGGAUGUGGAUUACCAAACAGAGGAGGGAGGGAGAAAACGGAGGAAGGCGGAGGAGGAGGAGUUGGAGGAGGAGGGGAGGAUAGUGAUCGCUACCACUGCUGUCACUGUGACGGUGGGCACGAAAACUGCCAUCGCAGGAGCCACCGGUGUCCAGAUGACUCUCGAGGUGAUCGAGUCCAGAUUCUGGGCCAUCGCGGCACAGCCGAAUGACACAGAUUGCUCUGACGUGGAGGGGAUUUGUCCUCUUCGGUGUGACCGCUUUGAUAUCGAGUGCUACGUGAUUGACAAUAAUGGCUUUGUCCUAAUUUCUAAACAGCGCAAUGAUGCGGGGAGGUUCUUUGGUGAGAUUGACGGAUCAGUGAUGACUACACUGAUCAGAAUGGGCAUGUUCAAAAGGGUUUCCAUGUUCGACUACCAGGCCAUGUGUAAGAUGAACUUGCACUCUGUCAGCAGCGCCCGGCCACUUCUCAGUCCGUUCUAUGGUUUGGCUUCAGCACUCAAGUGGUUCCUCUCCAACUUCCUACUGUUUCUCCUGGAGUUUAAUAUCUGUGGCCUCUGGCACACGGAGCAUUUUGCCAAUGCCAAGCCAUCUUUCAGCAUGUCCUCAGCUCAUAAGAAAAAAGGGGACAUCCUGCAGCCGUGUGACACAGAGUACCCCAGCUUUGUUUAUGAGCCGUCAGUCAAAGAGACCAACAGCAUUAUUAAGUGUGGACGCUGCCAGAAGAUGUUUGUGGUGCAACAGAUACCAGAGAGCAACCUUUUGAUGCUGGUGGUUCAGGCGGACUGUGACUGCUCCAGACAGUACGGCCCGAUCACCAUGGAGCCCAAGGAAGUCAAAUAUAACGCCUCAGUAAAGUGUGACAGGAUGAGGUCGCAGAAGAUUCGCAGACGCCCCGAGUCCUGCCAUGCCUACCACUCACAGGAGAAUGCCAAUGACUGCGGACGGGCUUCUUUUAUAUCUCUCUCGGCCUCUCUCUUCUUUAUCUGUCUGUCCUUCUCGGCACUUUUCUCCUGAUGAUAGACAAAUUUGCUGUUUCCUCAACUCACAUAUGAAGGACGAGAUUAGAAUAAAUCAAGAGAUGUGUUUGGACCCUGGACACCUAAAGUGGAUUUUUUUUUAAAACGUACCUAAUUCUGCACAAUUUAAUAAUGACAACCACAAGCCUAGUCUCUCCUGACGGACAUUUGAUGCGGUUUAUGAGAAUAUGUCAGUUACUUCCUGGAAAUAAUUACAUCUGAGGUAAAAGUGCAAAGAAAGCAAGUUAAUAGACUGUUGUUGCCAUGGGUACUUUCCCAUUACUUACUUUCUCACACACCACUUUGCAUCUGAAAAUGAAAAGAGGCUAAAUGUGGCUAUGACAUGCGUUGAUAAAAGGGGAUUAUGAGUCAGAAGAUGCAACAUGACGAAGUCCAGCGGGGAAAAUAUGUUCCUCAUUUCCCACAUCCCACUGAAUUGUGUGUUCCAGACAUACAUGCAUAUUAUAUAUGCGGCUGCAAGCAUGCACACCCCCACUACAAACACAUUCAAUAAUUUAUCAUCUACAAUCCUUUAUUUACAGACUUUGCUUUUUUUAAUGUUGAAUAAUAAACCACUGAGAGAAGGGCUAUAGCAAUAUUUGGGGAAAAAACAUGUUUUACAUGGUUGUUUGCAAUAUUAAAGGAUAAUGGACAAUGGAUAAGGUUAUGGCUCAGUGCCUAGAAAGUAGUCACAAUUGGGUUAUAUAGAAUUUAGGUGAACAGAAAUAUGUAAUAAAGAUGAUAAUGAGGGGGGUGUCAGACCCUUUGGGAUUUCAUUUUUGAGUUUACAUUUUGAUGACUUCCCAAAAAUGUUUGUUUCUUUAAAAAAAUGUCUGUCUGCCUUUCCGUCUUUAUCAGCUGUGUCUUUCUCUGUGUUUGUACAUACUGUUGGUAAUUUUGUUUGUCUAUUUGGCUGUACAUGUGGAAAUGUAGGGGUUUAAAAAAUGCACAUACGUGGUUUCAAUCUGCAUGUGUUUACCGCAAAGGACUAUUUGCACUUUUACCAAAAUAUAAAUGAUUCAGGAAUUAAAACAAAGACUUUAAUUUUAAUGCUAUUUUAAUGUAUUUGCUGGGGAAUGCUUCAUGUAUCUGCUACUUAUUGCUGCCAUAAAUAACAUUAUAAUUUUAAAACUUCAUGAUAAAAGCAAAAGAAAAAGUAGCACUCACUCUGAGAAACAACAUUGUCACAUGGAAGAAACUUGGUCAUGCUUAAUUUUUGAAAAUAUGUUGAUACGUAUGUAAUUGCAGUGUAAAUUAAUAUUGUAAAUCUAAUCGCAUAGAAUAUUUUUGUAUACAUCUGCUUCUGUGUUUCAAAUUUUGGACUGUUUUGCUCAACACUUCAUUGUAUUUUGGGCUGUGAGUGUACCUGUAGCUUUUUCUAUCACAUUUUUCAUCAUCUUACAAAGCAUGUCUUUGAGUUGAAGUAAUUCUGAUGACAAAAUUGCCUGGAUCUUGCCUGUUUAAUAGACUCAGAUACAUAUUGUGUGUGUGGGUGUGCAUCAUUACAGUGUGCUCUCUGUUGCUGGGAUAAUGAGAGUAAUUUGAAUCGUUUGUGUCAUUUUUGUUUGUAAUUUCCACUACACAGUAACCCUUUAUAUUGU
This is a messenger RNA of Xiphias gladius (swordfish), 5164 nucleotides long. RefSeq names its product calcium channel, voltage-dependent, alpha 2/delta subunit 4a (gene cacna2d4a). Gene Ontology annotation, cellular component: voltage-gated calcium channel complex. Bases 82 to 3561 code for a protein of 1159 amino acids. Gene Ontology annotation, molecular function: voltage-gated calcium channel activity. The record is from RefSeq and is a predicted model, not a curated record. NCBI's taxonomy places the organism in Eukaryota, Metazoa, Chordata, Actinopteri, Istiophoriformes, Xiphiidae. The transcript has 41 exons.